Lathyrus sativus (Indian pea) is the source of this 1788-nucleotide messenger RNA. NCBI's taxonomy places the organism in Eukaryota, Viridiplantae, Streptophyta, Magnoliopsida, Fabales, Fabaceae. The record is from the annotation of a GenBank genome assembly.
AUGUCGAUGAUAAUUCUCGAAAAAGAAGCACCAGGAAAUAAUAUUGAUGUCUACUUACAACCCUUAGUCAAAGAGCUGAAAGAGUUAUGGGCAAAUGGCGUGGAUACAUACGAUUCUUUCAAGAAAGAGAUGUUCAAGUUGCAUGCAAAUUUGAUGUGGACGAUUAGUGACUUUCCAGGUAUGGGCGCACUUUCUGGGUGGAACACAUACACAGGGCCUGCUUGCCCAUCGUGUAACUUUCAAACUACACCUCUCCGUCUUAAAGCUAGCCGUAAAUGGUGUUUUAUGGGUCAUCGUCGUUUCCUUGACCAGAGACACAGGUUUAGAUUAAACAGGAUCCGCUUUAAUGGUGAACAAGAAAUACGGAGUCCACCGAGAACAUUAUCUGGACAUGAAGUUUUUGAACAGGUUAAAGAUAUUGAAGUCAUCUUUGGUAAAAAGUCAGUGAAAGAAAAAUCGCUAAAAAGAACAUUUGAGGGACAACCUAUAGAAGGUGAUAGUACACAGUGUGAUCCUACACUAGGUCAUCCUCAACAAUGGAGAAAAAAGAGCAUAUUUUUUGAACUUCCGUAUUGGAAGGAUAAUCUUCUGCGCCAUAAUCUUAAUCCAAUGCAUAUUGAGAAAAAUGUGUGUGAUAAUGUCCUAUUUACUUUACUAAAUGAUAGGCAAAAAAGUAAAGACAAUUCUAAAGCUAGAGAUGACCUUCAAAACAUGGGUAUAAGACCUGAUCUUUGGCCUGAUGAAAAUGGUAGAAUUUCUCCGGCAGCCUUUACUUUAAUGGGUAAAGAUAAAAGGAAUUUUUUAACAACUUUAAGGAAUAUUAGGGUGCCUGAUGGUUAUUCGAGCAACAUUUCUAGAUGCAUUGAUUUAGUAAAUCUCAAGGUGAAUGGAAUGAUGAAGAGUCAUGAUUGUCAUAUAUUAAUGGAACAACUCCUACCAUUAGCCAUUCGCAACAUAUUACCUCAUGAGAUUUCAGCAGUUUUGAUUGAGUUGUGCUCAUUCUUUAGACAAUUAUGUGCCAAGGUAUUGAAAAUUGAAGAAUUGGAAAAAUUGCAAAACCAAAUUGUCCUUACUUUAUGCCACAUGGAAAUGUUAUUUCCUCCCUCGUUCUUCACGGUUAUGGUUCACUUGGCUGUUCACCUUGUUGAAGAAGUUAAACUUGGAGGUCCUGUUCAUUAUCGAUGGAUGUAUCCUAUUGAAAGAUACUUGGGAAAACUUAAAUCGCAUGUACGUAAUAAGGCAAAUCCAGAAGGGUCUAUUGCAGAAGGAUACCGUUUUGAAGAGAUUCUUACAUUUUGUUCAAGAUAUCUAGAAAAUAUUGAAACUAGAUGGAAUCAACCUGGACGUGUAGAUGAUGACCCUAUUGGUGAUAUCCAAACAGGAUCACGUGUAGCCGAAUUAUUUCCUAUAUUUGGAAAACCCGUGGGUGGAUCUUCUUAUUACACCCUAACACCAAUUGAAAAGUUGCAGGCUCAUAGACACAUUUUAACGAAUUGUCCAAUAGUUGACGACUAUCUAAAGCAGUUCCGAAGUAUUACUCAGAAUCAACUGAAGCGCAGUCAAAGAAGUGCUGCUGAGAUAGAUAAGAAGGUUCAUAGAGAAUUUGCUCACUGGUUCCGCAAUCGUAUUUGCAACAAUCUUGACAACAUUCAUGGACCAGAUAAAGAUGUUCUCAUUAGCCUUGCUUAUGGCCCUUUUGAUAUGGCCCUUUUGAUAAAGUUAAAAGAUUUACUGCGUUCGAUGUCAAUGGAUUCAAAUUUCGAACAUUGGAACGAGAUAAUCUUUUAA